Messenger RNA from Penicillium psychrosexuale, 1161 nucleotides. RefSeq lists its product as uncharacterized. Gene Ontology annotation, molecular function: calcium:proton antiporter activity. The record is from RefSeq and is a predicted model, not a curated record. Gene Ontology annotation, cellular component: fungal-type vacuole membrane. The coding region runs from base 1 to 1161 and encodes 386 amino acids. Lineage: Eukaryota; Fungi; Ascomycota; Eurotiomycetes; Eurotiales; Aspergillaceae. The transcript has 3 exons. Gene Ontology annotation, biological process: intracellular calcium ion homeostasis; calcium ion transmembrane transport.
AUGGUAUCUCGCCGAGACACUCAGCCAGAGCCUAGCCACCAUCGCCAGGACCCUUGGAUUCACAUCCAGAGGUUCUUCAAGAUGCCAUCGCAAAUUGGACUGAAAGAACUGAGUAUCAAUCAUGGACGGCCAGCAAUGGUGCUGCUACCUCUGGCUGGGCUUGCAAAGAUAUUUCACUGGAACCCGAUCAUAGUUCUCACGGUGAAUAUCCUCGCCAUUAUCUUCUUGUCCGAGGCGAUAUCCAUCUCAUCAGAUGAACUCACUGCGCAUCUUGGAGAGCUGCAAGGUGCACUACUCAGUGCCACACUCGGAAAUACAGUAGAGCUCACGGCGGGAAUUCUAGCUCUGAUUCAUGGCGAGAUCCCAUUUUCACAGUCUGUGAUGGUUGGUAGUAUUCUCUCGGAUAUUCUGCUUGUAUUCGGUUGCUGCCUCGUCACAGCCUCGUACAACAAGGAGGUCUUGGAGUUUAACAGCGCUCUUGCAAAGACGUUGUCUUCUUUGAUGAUGAUCACAGCCGUCACGAUGCUUCUUCCAACGGCUCUGUACUCGACUUUCCCAGUAUCUGAAAUUGAUGACAGAGUACUAUCCUUCUCACGAGGAACAUCAUUGGUACUCCUCGCACUCUACGGAGGUUACCUUUACUUCUACCUGGGUACUCACAAACAUCUCUUCCUUUCGAAUGAGAGCGAAGCUAGUGACGAUGAAAACAACGGAGAUUCAUCAUCCGCAGCCAACAAAGCCAGCUUAGCUUCAUCAAUCAUCCGAUUGACAACUGCCGUGGCCGCAACAGUCUUUUGCACAGAACUCCUGCUUGAAAGUGUUGAUGACAUGGCGCAAACGCUCGGAGUCUCUGAAGUAUUUAUCGCAAUUGUCUUUAUUCCAAUCGCUAGCAAUAGCACCGAGGGGGUUACUGUCAUUGCGGCAUCUUGCACAGGGGAUACAGAUUCUGCAAUCCGCGUUAUCAUCGACAGUCUCUUGCAGAUUGGUCUAUUUGUCAUACCAUUCUUGGUGGUUGUUGGCUGGUGCAUUGCUGAGCCGAUGACGCUUUUCUUCGACUCAUUUCAGACCGUGACCAUGUUUUUGGCCAUUCUGGUGGUUAAUCAUCUACUUCGUGAUGGACAGUACGCUUACAUCCAUGGUGCGAUGCUGAUUGCUCUGUAA